Molecule: messenger RNA, 1157 nt
Organism: Hylaeus volcanicus
Lineage: Eukaryota; Metazoa; Arthropoda; Insecta; Hymenoptera; Colletidae
Product: mantle protein-like
Exons: 4
Coding region: 586-1020 (144 amino acids)
Source: RefSeq, a predicted model, not a curated record
AUUGUUGACUGCGAACUAGACCACGACUAACUUGCGUUCUCCGUGGUCGAACGAGCUCAUUCUCGAUUCUUGUCUGCGCCAGAGAGUACUAUACUUAAUCCCGCCUCUGACUGUCGAAAAUGAAAUCAUCGAUCAUCGAAGAACAAUAGGAGUAACUGCACCCGUAAUCGCUCAAUGAAGAGAUAAUCGAGGCGCCGGGAGCAACUUCCUUUCGCUGCAGUUAUUUCCUUCCCGUCGAUACAUCGUUCAUUCGAUACGGUGAAAAUCGAAAGCGACUAUUGUGUUUGGAAGGUAUCCGUGGGAGCGGCUUUACUACGUGCGAAUGCCAGGAAGAGCGAAUGCUCGCCCAUUCUUGGAUGUAUUAUUAUAUCUGCACAGACAAACGAGGAGCUAUCGUAUAGGUGCACGGAUAUACAGGACGAGUAGAAAGAGUCAACGUAAUGAAGAGAAGGGAGAAAGUGACGUUGGUAUAUAAACACUUGGCCGUGACUUUGAAAGGCAUCAAACAGUUCGUGGCGAUUUAACACUACGGGUUUGAGCGCACUGGAUUCAUUCGAGCGUGAUCGUUGGGUACACCAGAAUACCAUGAGGAUUUUCAUAUUAACCGCAUUGGUGGCAACGGUGUGCGCCUCUUACGAGGAGGGCCAUGGCGGCUCCACCUACCACGAAACCUCGAAACCCGUGGAAAUUCCGAUCUACAAAAAGUACGCCAUACCGAUUCCGCACCCAGUUCCAGUGGCGGUUCCGCAACACAUCAAGGUGCCGAUCCCGCAGCCGUACCAGGUCGAAGUUGCAGUGCCGCAUCCAGUGCCGGUGGAGGUCAUCAAGCACGUAGAAAUCCCAGUGGAAAAGCCCGAGCCCUACGUAGUGGAGAAAAAGGUGCCGUACGUCGUCGAGAGACCAUACGCGGUGACAGUUGAAAAGCACUACCCAGUGCCCGUCCCGAAGCCGUACCCGGUCCAUGUACCCGUCUACAAGCACGUCUUCCACCAUCAAAAAAGCCACGGUUGGAAGCACUGAUCCAAAUAGAUCGUUGACACAAGCUUCUGAAGCAGUUUAGCCAAAAAUGUAACGGAUAGAAACGCGUCGUUUCUUGGAAUAAUACCACUUGUACAUAGUGUAUACUUAAUGUAUUGUUAUGCUGUUUAAAUAAAUUC